Parastagonospora nodorum SN15 is the source of this 243-nucleotide messenger RNA. RefSeq lists its product as hypothetical. The record is from RefSeq and is a predicted model, not a curated record. The transcript is spliced from 2 exons. Bases 1 to 243 code for a protein of 80 amino acids. Lineage: Eukaryota; Fungi; Ascomycota; Dothideomycetes; Pleosporales; Phaeosphaeriaceae.
AUGCUGAGGAUGGCUGCCAAAGCCCGUUUGCCAAUGUCGAGGAGGAAUUUUCAAAGCAAGCCCGAGGUGAAGGAGGAGAUCAUGUGCCGCAUCGUGACCGAUCGGGAAGUCGCGGUGCGCGCCGACCCAGAUGAUAGAGCCGAAUGUGCCCAUGUAAGGGCUUCCUGGUACCGACAAGCAAUGGGCAGUAACAGGGAGAUUGUCUGUCUAGGUAUGCCUGUGUACCUGCACGUUGGGCCAUGA